This is a messenger RNA of Fusarium vanettenii 77-13-4, 1812 nucleotides long. RefSeq lists its product as uncharacterized. Gene Ontology annotation, biological process: positive regulation of transcription by RNA polymerase II; DNA-templated transcription. The annotation marks the transcript as partial. The transcript is spliced from 6 exons. NCBI's taxonomy places the organism in Eukaryota, Fungi, Ascomycota, Sordariomycetes, Hypocreales, Nectriaceae. Gene Ontology annotation, molecular function: DNA-binding transcription factor activity, RNA polymerase II-specific; zinc ion binding; sequence-specific DNA binding. The record is from RefSeq and is a predicted model, not a curated record.
GAAGAUCCCUCUACCAAGCGCCAGUUGCCAAGGAACUACGUCGAGACUCUAGAAGAACGCGUCGAGCUUCUCGAGCGCCUCCUACAACAACAGGGCCAAGUCAGUCAGCCGCAACCCUCGGCCGGACUUCAAGCGACUCGCCCUCGGGACUUCAACCACUUCGGUGCGGCCGCCGGGUCUUAUCCAACAAGAGAUCGAGAUGAGAACGAUGAAGCAACCGAUCUGAUAUCAAAAGCAGGCGUCUUGAGCCUCCACGCUUCGGGGGCGGAGCCGCAAUACUUUGGGCCUUCAUCCAUGUUCUCCUUCUCCCGUGUCAUUCAUGCCUGUGUCCGACAGGCAAUGGAUGCGUCUGCAUUGGCCCCCUGUCGACUCCCAAGUUACGAGGUUGGAUUGGCACUCAGCAACGCGUAUUUCGAAAAUGUUCACUUGCAGUACCCUUUCCUUCAUGAGCCGACUUUUAGACAAUGGGAGAAUAACGCUGUCGGUCUGGAUUCUAUGGUGGCCAGUCCUUCUGAGCUUUUCUUUGUGAACAUGGCACGGCCCUCCACUAAUUACAAACAGGUUUACGCGAUAGGAGCUCUUCUGAAAUCCAACAAGAAAUCUUUCCCACAACAACUCUACGUCUCGGCGUUAUUAUACAUUGAUCACGUUCUAGCGAAAAAGAGUCUCGAGUCUAUACAAGCGUUGCUUUGUUGUGCGCUGUUCUCAAUCCGGUCUUCUAUGGGCCCGUCCGUAUGGAAUCUCUCGGGCCUUGCGCUGCGUCAGUGCAUUGAACUCGGAUACCAUCGAAAUGUCAAGAAGAUCAACUUGAAGACGAAUAUCCUGCGUCUUGAGCUACGGAAGCGAGUAUUUUGGUGCGCAUACCAGAUGGACUGUGCUUCUUCCGUUAAUCUCGGGCUUCCCCUGAGCCUCCCGAUCCAGGAAGUCGAUACUGAGUUCCCAUUGGAUAUUGACGACUCGUCCGUCACCGAGACCGGAGUCAAGGGGCCUCCUCGUCCACCAGGCGGCCCAGUAACUACCAUGUCGCACGCGCUGCACCAAUUCCGGAUCCGAUGCAUCUGGGCUCGUAUCUACGCAUCCAUAUACUCCAAUGCUGCUAGCCAAAGCCAUAGCGACGAAAGCUACCAGUCACAGGUGCAAUCGUUACGUAGAGAGCUCGAUGAAUGGAUGGCCGCGACACCUCCUGAACCCCAACGGGCUGGCGCUCCCCUAACCGUUUUUUCAAAUGCGGAGGAUUACAAAGUGACCUACAACGAGACUAUUCUGUUCCUCUACCGUGGGCAGCUGACAAACCGCGAGAAUGUGCAGGACGAGGUGUUUUUGGAGUGCAUGCAGGCUGCCAGUGAUAUAUGCCAAUCAUGCAAGCGUCUGUACAUCGGGAAACCCAUCAACUAUACCUGGUCGACCCUUCACGUCAUCUUCCUGGCAGGUUUGACCAACUUGCACUGCCUUUGGACUUCACCUGCUGUCCGACAAGCCGCGAGGAUCGAUAGCGUCAGCAAUUCGUUUACGACCUGCACCAUGCUACUGGCCAUUAUGGCGGAACGCUGGGAAGGCGCCGCGCCAUACCGGGAUUUAUUCGAGGCGCUGACUUCAAGAGCCAUGGCUAUGCUAGUUGAGCGGAAGCAGCACGAGCCAUUGCCGACUUCGCCUAUGGACUCUACCGUUCCGAAUAUGGAGGAUCUUACGCAAUGGGCGGCCCAGAUAGCCGAUGUCGGUAUGCCUGAUGCUUUUGGCAGCCUCCUAAGUGGUCUCAUUGGCGAUUACAGCUUAGAGGGGCAAGAUUCUAAUGAUAGUUUGUGGGAGUUCUGA